Molecule: messenger RNA, 1591 nt
Organism: Rhodamnia argentea
Lineage: Eukaryota; Viridiplantae; Streptophyta; Magnoliopsida; Myrtales; Myrtaceae
Product: serine carboxypeptidase-like 40
Exons: 7
Coding region: 9-1502 (497 amino acids)
Biological process (GO): proteolysis
Cellular component (GO): vacuole
Molecular function (GO): serine-type carboxypeptidase activity
Source: RefSeq, a predicted model, not a curated record
CACAGAGAAUGGACAGAAACCCUAAAACACGCUCUUCUCUUCUUCUUUUCUCUUUCUGCAUCUUGUCAUCGCUUGCUCAUAUCCAUGGAAGGAAGCAAGGAGAAUUUCUUACUUCUCUAUACAAGGUGAAGUCCAAGAAGUCUUGGAUCGACACCAGCCUUUUUCAGGCAAGCGUUCACCAUGAAAUUCUCAAUUCCAGAAUUUAUCUUCAAGAAGGACUGAAGGAAAAAGAUAGGAUCAUCAGGUUGCCGGGACAACCGCCAGUUGAAUUCGAUCAUUAUGGCGGUUAUGUCACCAUCGAUGAAUUGCCCGGUCGAGCGUUUUAUUAUUAUUUUGCCGAAGCCGGGCGAAAUAAGGAAUCGAUGCCACUUCUUCUAUGGCUUAAUGGAGGUCCCGGUUGCUCAUCCCUCGCCUAUGGAGCAAUGCAGGAACACGGACCGUUCCGAGUCCAUAGUGAUGGAAAGACUCUCUACAGAAAUAAAUUUGCAUGGAACAUUGCCGCGAACAUGUUGUUCCUAGAGUCUCCGGCUGGUGUCGGUUUUUCUUAUUCCAACUCAACGUCGGACUAUCGCAAGAACGGAGACAGCAAAACAGCCGCGGACAAUCUUGUGUUCUUGCUAAAUUGGCUGGAGAGGUUUCCGGAGUACAAGAACCGGGAUUUCUACAUUGCAGGCGAGAGCUACGCAGGGCAUUACGUGCCUCAGCUCGCUCACAACGUCCUAAACUAUAACAAUAAGGCAAACAAGACCCUUAUCAACCUCAAAGGGAUUAUGAUUGGAAACGCAGUAAUCAACGAUGAGACGGACAACAGAGGGAUGUAUGAGUACCUCGCUACGCAUGCAUUGAUAUCUGAUGAAACAUGGAACGCAAUUCAAAAGUAUUGCGACUUUUCACCAAAAGUCACCGAUGAAGUAAGCCAAUGCAAUUCGGCUACGUCGGAUGCGGACAGUAAUGUUUCUCGAAUUGACAUCUACCACAUCUACGCCCCUCUGUGCUUCUCUUCCAACCUGACUUCUCACCCCAAGAAGGCCAACAUUAUGAACUUCGACCCGUGCAGCGAGAAGUACGUGCAUGCGUACAUGAACAGAGAAGAUGUGCAAGAAGCGCUUCAUGCCAACUUGACGAAGCUCGAUCACGACUGGGAACCGUGCAGCGAUGAUGUUAUCGAGCACUGGGGAGAUAGUCCUUUCACCAUCAUCCCUCUCCUCCAAGAAUUCAUGUCCAAUGGACUUCGCGUAUGGGUGUUCAGUGGGGAUAUGGAUGGGAUAGUGCCGGUGACAUCGACCCAAAGGUCCCUUAGCAAGAUGAACCUCCCAACCAAGAGUCCAUGGCGUCCUUGGUUCAGCGGGGGUGAGGUCGGAGGGUACGUGCAAAUGUACAAGGGAGACUUGACGUUUGCGACGGUUCGAGGAGCGGGGCAUCAAGUUCCGAGCUAUCAGCCCAAGAGAGCUCUCUCUCUUAUCUCUCACUUCCUUGCUGGCUCUCUACUCCCAGCCAAAUAGGCACUUCAAGUGCUUGAAGAUGAUGGAUUGAUCCUUGAGGAUUCACUUUUCUCUCUAUUUUCUUUUUCUUUCUUUGGUAAUUCAUAGGG